This is a messenger RNA of Stegastes partitus (bicolor damselfish), 222 nucleotides long. Its product is annotated as olfactory receptor 10R2-like. The transcript has 3 exons. The annotation marks the transcript as partial. Gene Ontology annotation, biological process: detection of chemical stimulus involved in sensory perception of smell; G protein-coupled receptor signaling pathway. Lineage: Eukaryota; Metazoa; Chordata; Actinopteri; Pomacentridae. Gene Ontology annotation, cellular component: membrane. Gene Ontology annotation, molecular function: odorant binding; olfactory receptor activity. The record is from RefSeq and is a predicted model, not a curated record.
GGUUCUCUCCAGGUUCUCCUGUUUGCUGUUUUCCUCCUGCUCUAUCUCAUUAGUGUCAUUUUGAAUUCACUGCUCAUUUCUAUUAUACACCAAAACAAGGAGCUGCAUCAGCCUAUGAAUGUGUUCACAUGCAUGUUAUCCCUCAAUGAAAUAUACGGCACCACUGCUAUGUUACCUGCAAUUAUGGCCGUGCUCAUGUCUGAGACACAUGAAGAGAUCUAG